AAAAGAGAAAAGAAUUAGGAUAAGGAUGGCUGAUAUUUUUCUUCUUUCUUUCUUUCUUCAGCCGCGCGUUUCUGCUCUUCUUCUUCUCCCCUGCAGCUGAACAAGAGCCAAGCCACCGACACACCCACCCUUUUGAGAACGGUAAAAAGCUUGAUCUUUUUCCCUUCUUUUCUUGUUCAAGAAUAAGAUUUAGAACCUUGAAAUCUUUCCCUUCUGCAAAAAAUCCCAGAUCUGCUCUAUUCCUUCCUCUUCGUUCGCUGCUCUGCUAUGUGGGUGUGAUUUUUUCAGGUUUCUGAUCCCCUGAUUUCUCCUUCCAUUCCUGUAGGCCUCCCCCAAACCCGCCAACUCUGGUUUGCUUGCUGAAUUUUUCGGUUCUUGAUUGUUCUGUCACCCUAGCACUUGGAGUGAAUUUUCUGUGUUAUGCAAUUGAGCAUGCCUACUUGGAGUUUACUUAACUACCCUGAUGAUCUGAAAAUUUUUGUAAAUUAUGAUUUUCCUGUUAAAUCCAUGCUCACAUGGAAUUUUUCUGAUUGAUUCUUGAAAAUUGAGAUUGAUUGUGAAUUAUGAAGUUUUCUUGUAAAUCCUGCAUGGUUUUGUCUCUAAUAUAGUCAUGAUUACUGAUUACUGACGCCCGCUAGUGGGAGUUUGCAAACGCUAGCACAUGUCGACAUGUUUACCAAUAGGAUCGGUUCAUUCUGUAAUUCUGCCAAUGGGAUAAUACAUUGGUUAUUACUAACGCCUACUAGUGGGAGUUAUUAAACACUGGCGAUGACUUAUAGAUGUCAUUGAAUGCCUUGUUAUUGACUUAUAGAUGAGACUACUGCUAAAUCUUAUUAUGCAUUAACGGUUUAUCAUUGAACGUUUUGUUAUGAUUAAAUUGCUUAUCAGGCAUGCUUAAAUUUUACUCAUGGGCUACCCAUAUUUUUACUUACUGAGAUAUCUUAUCUCAUAGUUUUCCUUGUCUACCAUUUCAGGAAGUGAAUCCCGAGGCCUGGUUAACCAGGGGGAGUGAUGUGCUAGAAGGCUAGUCAAUAUUUUGGACUUAGAUCCUUUUUGGGCUUAGGCAGUUAGCCACACAUGCUUGUCAUAGAUGUGAAAUGAUAAAUCUUUUUUUUUUUUUAUACUGAAUUUUCCUUGGUUAUAGCCAUGACUGUUUUAUAAACUUUUGUACAUCUGGACUAGUAAAUUUUUUGGAAAUGG
Rubroshorea leprosula is the source of this 1200-nucleotide messenger RNA. NCBI's taxonomy places the organism in Eukaryota, Viridiplantae, Streptophyta, Magnoliopsida, Malvales, Dipterocarpaceae. The record is from the annotation of a GenBank genome assembly.